Trichoplusia ni (cabbage looper) is the source of this 2360-nucleotide messenger RNA. It is a transcript of the gene P5CS, whose product is annotated as delta-1-pyrroline-5-carboxylate synthase-like. Bases 79 to 1941 code for a protein of 620 amino acids. NCBI's taxonomy places the organism in Eukaryota, Metazoa, Arthropoda, Insecta, Lepidoptera, Noctuidae. The record is from RefSeq and is a predicted model, not a curated record. Gene Ontology annotation, molecular function: ATP binding; glutamate-5-semialdehyde dehydrogenase (NADP+) activity; glutamate 5-kinase activity. Gene Ontology annotation, cellular component: mitochondrion. The transcript is spliced from 7 exons.
UUUAAUUCCUUGUUUAUCCAGGACGCGGGCAGCAUCUUGGACCCCCGUGCAGCCGCCGCUGUGGGCCAGUCAGAGCUCAUGUCUAUGUACGACGCCAUGUUCUCCCAGUACAACGUCAAAAUUGCCCAGGUCCUCGUCACGAAACCGGACUUUUAUAACGAAGAGACGAGAAAGAACUUAUUCUGCACAUUAUCUGAAUUGAUAUCACUGAAUAUAGUGCCCAUUGUCAACACUAACGACGCUGUCAGCCCACCGAUGUAUAUUCAUGACGACACCGUGGUACCGGGGACUGGGAAAAAGGGUAUCGGCAUAAAAGACAACGACAGUUUGUCAGCACUAUUGGCUGCCGAGAUUCAGUCAGAUCUACUGAUUAUGAUGUCAGACGUCGACGGCAUAUAUAACAAACCUCCUUGGGAAGAUGGCGCCAGGAUGAUGCAUACUUACACCUCCAAGGAACAAGUACAGUUUGGUCAAAAAUCUAAGGUUGGUACGGGUGGUAUGGAUUCAAAAGUGAACGCAGCUACUUGGGCCAUGGCACGAGGUGUCAGUGUUGUAAUCUGCAACGGAAUGCAAGAAAAAGCUAUUAAGACCAUCAUUAGCGGUCGCAAAGUAGGAACAUUCUUCACUGACUGCGCUGUUAGCUCACCAACCUCGGUUGAUGUUUUAGCCGAAAAUGCACGACUUGGAAGCAGAUCCUUACAGCAACUGACCCCAGCAGAAAGAGCAACAGCCAUUCAUUCAUUAGCCGAUCUUUUAGUCAGCAAACAAGACGAAAUAUUAGAAGCUAAUAAUAAGGACUUAGAAGAAGCAACAAAGAGCGGAUUAGCAAAGCCACUUCUGAGCAGAUUAUCUUUAAGCCCAAGCAAGUUAAAAACAUUAUCAGUUGGCCUCAAACAGAUAGCUGAUUCGAGUUACGAAAACGUUGGCAGGGUUUUGAGAAAAACAAAACUCGCUGAAAACUUAGUCCUGCGACAAGUUACAGUUCCCAUCGGAGUCCUUCUAGUUAUAUUCGAAUCCAGACCAGACUCGCUACCGCAAGUAGCUGCUUUAGCUAUGGCAUCGGCUAAUGGUCUUCUUCUCAAAGGUGGAAAGGAAGCUGCCCAUUCGAAUAAAGCUCUCAUGGAUUUAGUUAAAGAAUCUCUAAAAGGUGUUGGUGCUGAUGACGCUAUAUCCCUUGUUUCAACAAGGGAAGAAAUUAGCGAUCUAUUGGCGAUGGAGAAACAUAUAGACUUGAUUAUUCCGAGAGGAUCAUCAGAUUUAGUUAGGAAUAUUCAAAAGCAGUCGCAGCACAUUCCCGUUCUUGGUCACGCCGAGGGUAUUUGUCACGUAUAUUUAGACAAGGAUGCUGAUCCACAGAAAGCUUUGAAGAUUGUUCGUGACGCGAAGUGCGAUUACCCGGCUGCUUGCAAUGCUAUGGAGACGGUGCUAAUUCAUGAAGAUCACCUAUCUGGCAAUCUCUUCAACGAUCUGUGCAACAUGUUGAAGAAGGAAGGUGUUAAGAUCCAUGCUGGUCCUAGAUUGUCCAGUCAGCUGACAUUUGGGCCGCCUCCAGCGAGGAGUAUGAAGUUCGAAUAUGGUGCUCUGGAGUGCUGUAUCGAAGUUGUCAGGGAUAUGGAAGACGCUGUUGAUCAUAUACAUAAAUUUGGUAGCUCUCAUACCGAUGUCAUCAUCACGGAGAACGAUGGCACAGCGAAGCGCUUCCUAAACGCUGUGGACAGCGCGUGCGUGUUCCACAACGUGUCGUCGCGUUUCGCCGACGGUUUCCGCUUCGGGCUCGGCGCCGAAGUUGGUAUCUCCACCGCCAGGAUACACGCCCGAGGUCCAGUGGGAGUUGAAGGGUUGUUGACCACGAAAUGGAUCUUGGAAGGCACAGACCACACCGCUGCCGAAUUCAACGAGGGAAAGAGGAACUGGCUUCACGAGAAAAUGCCCAUCAAUUGACUAACUCCACCAGUAGAAGUACCCACCAGACCUAGUAUAUGGAUAAGAAUUAAACAGAUCUUUGGCCUUAAAUAAAUUUAAGAAAAAAAUUAUAGAAGAGCAACCUUUUUCUAUAAAUAACAGGGAAAUGAUCACAGAAAAUUGGUCAUCACCCUUCAAAUUUUAAGACCAGCACGGUGUGUUCUUUGUAUUUUUGUCAACCGAUCUAAGUGAAAGGCGAAAAUAUGAUAUUAAAUUCAAUUGGAAUUUAAAAUACCAAAUUGUUUCUAAAGAAAUAGUUCAUCUUUGAGUGGGUUUGUACUUUAUAAUUAAGCUUUAAUUGAUAUCUUAGUUUGUGACAUGGCUGUAAUCUAAGUACCGAUUGUAAUAUAAAUUGCAAUUUAUCAGGAGAUUAAUUUUAAUUGUAAAAAUAAAAAGAG